UGUUCAAGGCUGCACAAAUCUAGCCUUUUGCCUGUAGAGUAGUGCUUCGUGUUCAAUAUCCCUCUCCCUCGGCCUCUCUCCGCAAGUUGCACGCGUCGUCUUCGCGACAGCCUGUUUCCUCGCUGCAUUCCUUUUGCUCAUCGCCUUGCAUAAUAGAGGCUAUUAUUAGAGCAGUGUGUGCCAACAUCAAUCCAUCAACGCGUAAAGGGUGAAGUUGGCAGGGUGUCCUGUGGUUCGUCUUGUGUUUCAUUCGUAUCCAGCUACAUUGGCAGUGGUGACGCUUUCUCGACCUGAUCAGAGCGUCUCUGCUUGGGGUGCCAUUCGCACCACGGCCGAGGGGAGUAGCGGACACGUGUGCGGAGGUUGUUCGGGCUUCUCAGUCUUUAUCUCCAGCACUUGCGUGAAGCGGAUCAACAACCAUGGGCUGUGUAUCGGGCUCACAGAAGUCUGGCGGUAGUGGUGCUGACGGAGCUGUAGGAGACAAUGGUAUGCCGGUGCAGAGCCAGAAGAGAUUCCCGGUGAGGAAUCUGGACGACCAGAACUCCGUCGUCGGCGAAGGAGAAAUCGAGGUAACGGCCACCGACCUGAUCCUGCACUCGUCCGGAGCAGCGCCAGUGAGAUGGCCUCUCAGAUAUCUCAGAAGGUACGGCUUUGACGAAUGUCUUUUCUCGUUCGAGUCCGGCCGAAGGUGUCCUACUGGCGAAGGUAUUUAUGCGUUUGAUACGAAGCAGGCAAAGACGAUAUUCACGCUGGUCGAGCACAAUGUACGCACUGGGCCCAAGUCCGCUGACGACCCACCUCCAGGAGAUGCCAGCCGCGCUAAUAGUGUGUCAAACGGAUCCAAAGUGACUCCGUCCGAAGAGGCAAGAACACCAGGGGCGCCAUCUGAACCCGAGCCCCCGGCGACACCACCAACGCCCACGCACAUCAAGAAAGUCGCCAAGCAAAAGGGCAUCACGUACAUCGACGUUGACGUUGUGAAAUCGGGUUCGCCAGUUAUAAUACCACCCAAGGCUGCGACGCAGUACAGUGAGAUUGAGUUCAAAGACCAACCAAAAGCUGGUGGCGAAACUCAGCUCAACUAUAUAAAGGUUAACUUUGCUGAUCAGCCACAAGCGUCUGCACCCAACAGUGCUAGUCCGCUGACGACGGCUCCCAGGACUGCCUACUCCGAUGUACAGCCAAAGCUAUCCACACCGGGCGCAGGUGAUGAGCAUGAACGACGUCCUAGUGGCACACUGUCACCAAACAGCGGGCCCAUUGCGUACACACCUAUCAACUUCAAGGCAACAGACGACAUUCGGUUGGCAAAGAUGGACGCCUAGGGAUGCACAAACAUCACUGCUGCCACCGCAAUCUAAGUUAAGCACACGGCGCAACAUCUGGAUCGCCGUGGACGAUAUUGCUUUGACCAUCCUGUGCCAGAUCAGAGUGCCAUAUGGGUGAACUUCAGCAGGCAAACUCACCACUCUUGCGGUCUGUACAUAUCCUGACUGCUCCACUCUACCUCGUAAAUUUCUGGACAUAGUCGCUCGUAAAUAAUUAUUCUAGAGUCACAUUGCUUGCAGGUCGAGGCUGUUCAAGCGUUGGACGUGGUAUGAUUGCUUCUGUGCAGGUGGGCUGAAGUAGUCUUAGCCGGCAUGGGAUGCCUUCAGUCAGACCCGUGACAGUCUAGCAGCAGUUGGUUUGCCGAACACGUGGACCAUCGCUUUGAUGCACAUCUGCAGGCUCGAGCUGGGCCUCGACAAUGUAUAUACAGCCUUGAGUGUCACGGCCUUCCUUCGCACGAUGUUUGAUACCAGCUGCAGCUGCAAAUCUGCAUGCCACUGUGGGGCACAUGUAACGCUACUAGUUUUUGUCUACGCCAGGCUAGUUAUCGCUCUGCACCUACUUGGCUCAAUUCAGGCGUUCCGAACGUCAUGACUUUGCCGGUAUUUCUUGAGCUCGACACGAUUUUGUGAUUCUAUUAUUGUCAAGGCUGAAGGAUGCCUCAUCGUCCUGUACAAUAGUGGAAGGCUCCGGCCAGCAUGCGUGCUUGCAUUAUCAUUGUAUUAGUCUGGUGUUGGCUUGUGAACUAAGCUUCUGUACUCCCUGGCGGGGACUUGAUUUUUUUGCUCUCCCCUUCAGCGUUGAACAUUUUUUUCUACCGUUCGCGGGCUUCUAAAUAGCCCCUGCUGUACUAAGUCCGGAUGUUUGCGCACUUGUUUGUCUUGUCGCUGCGGUUCUCGCACCUCUAUUUUCUUUCUUGUACGUGUACGUGUGCAGGCAGCAUUCUUUUCUCAAGAAUUCCUGACCAGGCUCGUACACCUACCUGACCAGGCUCGUACACCUACCUGACCAGGCUCGUACACCUA
Molecule: messenger RNA, 2354 nt
Organism: Sycon ciliatum
Lineage: Eukaryota; Metazoa; Porifera; Calcarea; Leucosolenida; Sycettidae
Product: fibroblast growth factor receptor substrate 3-like
Exons: 7
Coding region: 420-1325 (301 amino acids)
Biological process (GO): fibroblast growth factor receptor signaling pathway
Cellular component (GO): cytoplasm
Molecular function (GO): fibroblast growth factor receptor binding; transmembrane receptor protein tyrosine kinase adaptor activity
Source: RefSeq, a predicted model, not a curated record